Molecule: messenger RNA, 1274 nt
Organism: Thlaspi arvense
Lineage: Eukaryota; Viridiplantae; Streptophyta; Magnoliopsida; Brassicales; Brassicaceae
Source: the annotation of a GenBank genome assembly
AUGAAAAGAAUCUGUUCAUCUGUUAUACUGUACUUUGUAAAAUUUACGGCUAUUAUAGCAAUGAAUCAAGAAUCAUCUGAGUGCCCUUUUGCUGCGGAAAGCAUCCAGCGAUGUCCGUUCCUGAGAAACAUCAACAAGCCUACCAACUUUUCCUUCUCCUCCUUGAGCUUUCCGAUUCCCGGAGGUAAAGGACCAAUUUUUGAGGAUGGUCCUGGUUUUGAUUCGGCAUUCAAACUCUUCCACGGGAAGGAUGGUGUUGUGCCGUUAUCUCAACACUCAAGCUUUGGAGGUGAUCUUCAAGGUGAGACCGCUCUUCCUCGUGCUCCACAGUUCAAUCCUCUAGCAGGCAAAGUUGCCACCAUAAGCCUCUCAGCUUUUGGUCCUGGAGGGCCUUUUGGGUUUGGUCCCUUCUCGGAGAAAUGGAAGAAGCAGCAGAAGAAACCUAAACCCUCCAAUAAUCAACAAAAGCCUGGGGACACGUCUAAACAUGAAGCGGUAGGAGACGAAUGGCUGAAAAGCGGAAACUGUCCAAUCGCAAAGUCGUACAGAGCAGUGAGCCAUGUUAUACCUAUUGUUGCAUCUGCGAUGAAGCUACCACCUGGUAUGAAACUCAAAUGCCCAGCUCCUAUAAUUGCUGCAAGAGCCGCGCUUUCCAAGACUCCUCUGGUGAAGAGCCUCAGGCCUCAACCUUUACCUGCGAAGGUGCUUGCCAUCGCUCUCAUGGGCAUGGCUGCAAACGUUCCGCUGGGUGUUUGGAGGGAACACACAGUGAAGUUCUCUCCCUCGUGGUUCCUGGCGGUCCACGCCGCGGUGCCUUUCAUCGCCAUGCUUAGGAAAUCUGUGCUUAUGCCAAAGACAGCCAUGGCGUUGACCAUUGGAGCUUCAAUCUUGGGACAGGUGAUUGGAUCGAGAGCUGAACGUUACCGCCUCAUAGCUUUGGCUGAGAAGGAGAAAGUGGCCCACGUUGAAGUGUUUUCUGGUAGCCACUGUGGUGCAGAGGAAGGAGUAAAAGAUGUCCGUUAUCAUGUGAAUGUUGGUCAGUCUGCUAAAUCAACCGGGCUGUGUUACUGAAGCUAUACAUCAGCUUAAAUAUGUUGGUUGAUUAAUAAAUGUAAUAAAAAGUUAGUUGCGAGGAUUUGAUGUGUGUGCGUGAGGUUUUGUUAUCCAGUGUAUUGUUUAAACAGACACAGUAACAGUAUCAUCAAUUUAGCCCUGACAUGGGCCGGAAUAAAAGGUUAUUGCCCUUACUGAAACGAUCCAGCAGAAAAUUUCUG